Camelus dromedarius (Arabian camel) is the source of this 2282-nucleotide messenger RNA. It is a transcript of the gene HNRNPF, whose product is annotated as heterogeneous nuclear ribonucleoprotein F. Gene Ontology annotation, molecular function: RNA binding. NCBI's taxonomy places the organism in Eukaryota, Metazoa, Chordata, Mammalia, Artiodactyla, Camelidae. The transcript has 4 exons. Bases 396 to 1640 code for a protein of 414 amino acids. The record is from RefSeq and is a predicted model, not a curated record. Gene Ontology annotation, cellular component: ribonucleoprotein complex.
GACAUCUUGGCGGGCCCGUCGGUGGCACUUCCUCCUUUACACCCCGUGACCCACGUCCGGCUCGCCGCCCUCCUAGUCACGCGGCCUCUGCCUCCGGGACGCAGCCCCGCGCGCCGGCCUUCCGGACUCCAGGCCUCGGACCCGUCGUGGUUAAUAACAAAAGGAGAUGCACCUGGCUUUUGCCCGGAAUCGUCUGCGUUUUUAAGCGUCGAGUGGAAUUGGGGGUCCUUUCGCUGUAAACCACGCUUGCUUGAUGAAAGUAGAAAACGGUCCUGCUUUCAGCGGAUAAUUCGUUGCCUACCUGGAGUGUCUCUGACUGUGGGCAUCUCUCACUGUUCUCUAAGCCACAAAAAGUUGCACCCAAGCUUGUUUGACGUCUGCCCUGUCAAGUGUCCAUGAUGUUGGGCCCCGAGGGAGGUGAAGGUUUUGUGGUCAAGCUCCGUGGCCUGCCCUGGUCCUGCUCUGUUGAGGAUGUGCAGAAUUUCCUCUCCACCUGCACAAUUCAUGAUGGGGCCGCAGGCGUUCAUUUUAUCUACACUAGAGAGGGCAGGCAGAGUGGUGAGGCUUUUGUUGAACUUGAAUCAGAAGAAGAUGUAAAAAUGGCCCUUAAAAAAGACAGGGAAAGCAUGGGACACCGGUACAUUGAGGUGUUCAAGUCCCACAGAACCGAGAUGGAUUGGGUGUUGAAGCACAGUGGUCCAAACAGUGCCGACACCGCCAAUGAUGGUUUUGUGCGGCUUCGAGGACUCCCAUUUGGAUGCACCAAGGAAGAAAUCGUUCAGUUCUUCUCAGGGUUGGAAAUCGUGCCAAACGGGAUCACAUUGCCUGUGGACCCUGAGGGCAAGAUUACAGGGGAAGCCUUUGUGCAGUUUGCCUCCCAGGAGUUAGCUGAGAAGGCUCUAGGGAAGCACAAGGAGAGAAUAGGGCACAGAUAUAUCGAGGUGUUCAAGAGCAGUCAGGAAGAAGUCAGGUCAUACUCGGAUCCCCCUCUGAAGUUCAUGUCGGUGCAGCGACCGGGGCCCUAUGACCGCCCCGGCACAGCCAGGAGGUACAUCGGCAUUGUCAAACAAGCAGGCCUGGAGAGGAUGAGGUCCGGAGCCUACAGUGCAGGCUAUGGGGGCUACGAGGAGUACAGCGGCCUCAGCGAUGGCUACGGCUUCACCACCGACCUGUUUGGAAGAGACCUCAGCUACUGUCUCUCUGGGAUGUACGACCACAGGUAUGGAGAUGGCGAGUUCACUGUCCAGAGCACCACCGGGCACUGCGUCCACAUGAGGGGGCUGCCCUACAAGGCCACGGAGAACGACAUUUACAACUUCUUCUCUCCGCUCAACCCUGUGAGAGUCCAUAUUGAGAUUGGCCCUGAUGGAAGAGUGACGGGCGAAGCUGAUGUUGAGUUUGCCACUCAUGAAGAAGCUGUGGCGGCCAUGUCCAAAGACAGGGCCAACAUGCAGCACAGAUACAUAGAACUUUUCUUGAAUUCCACAACGGGGGCCAGCAACGGGGCUUAUAGCAGCCAGAUGAUGCAAGGCAUGGGGGUGUCAACCCAGUCCACUUACAGUGGCCUUGAGAGCCAAUCCGUGAGUGGCUGUUACGGGGCUGGCUACGGUGGCCAGAACAGCAUGGGAGGGUAUGACUAGUUUUGUAGUAGCAUUUGAGUUAUUUCAAUCAAAUUUUCACAGGCAGCCAACAAGCAGUGAAAAGCAGUUAUUACUCUAGAGGAAGCUGUGGGACCCGUUUUGCACCAUGAGUUUGUGAAAUCUGGAUUAAAAAAAAUUACCUCUUCAGUGUUUUCUCAUGCAAACUUUCUUCUAGCAUGUGAUAUUGAGUAAACUAAAACUAUUUUCAGCUUUUCUCAAUUAAUAUUUUGGUAGUGUACUUCUGGAGUGAUGUUAUAGCUGAGUUAUAAAGUAGUUUUAAGUAUGUUAAAUGUGGAUCUUUUACAUCAUCGUGAACACAUUGGGGAGGUGUGCUUUUCUCUCUCUCUCUCUCUCUUUUUUUUAAAACUCAAGGUGCUAGAUCCCUAAUUCAAAGAGGAACAUUUCUCAUGUUUGUUCAUUCUAGUUUAUUUUCAUUUAAAAUCUUUUAGGUUAAGUUUAAGCUUUUAAAAAGUUAGUUUUGAAAAUUGAGACACAUUACUAAUACUGUAGGAAUUGGUGAGGCCUUGACUUAAAACUUUCUUUGUACUGUGAUUUCCUUUCGGGUGUAUUUUGCUAAGUGAAACUUGUUAAAUUUUUUUGUUAACUAAAUUUUUUUCUUAAAAUAAAAAGACUUUUUCACAA